UAAAAAAAGCGAUGACCUACUGGGAGAGCAACACUUGUAUUAGAUUCCCACCGUAUAACUCGGGCGCAGGGCAUUCUGAUAGAAUUAGCUUUAAAAAAGAUAAUGGAUGUUACCUUUACGUUGGUCGCACUGGUAAUGGUGCUCAAGAUAUUUCUAUCGGAUAUGGUUGUGCAUAUAAAGGAACUAUUGCUCACAAAAUUGGUCAUGCAAUAGGAUUCUGGCAUGAACAAAGUCGCACAGACCGAGAUGAUUACGUUACAGUCACAAUUUCAACAAAUAUACCUCUGCGGAUGUUAAUAUGUACAACGUGCCAUACGACAUUGGAUCGAUUAUGCAUUAUGGUGCUAAGGUAG
Molecule: messenger RNA, 353 nt
Organism: Saccoglossus kowalevskii
Lineage: Eukaryota; Metazoa; Hemichordata; Enteropneusta; Harrimaniidae
Product: protein SpAN-like
Biological process (GO): proteolysis
Molecular function (GO): metalloendopeptidase activity; zinc ion binding
Source: RefSeq, a predicted model, not a curated record